Messenger RNA from Saccostrea cuccullata (small rock oyster), 2045 nucleotides. Its product is annotated as hemicentin-1-like. The coding region runs from base 94 to 1932 and encodes 612 amino acids. The transcript is spliced from 15 exons. Gene Ontology annotation, molecular function: protein binding. The record is from RefSeq and is a predicted model, not a curated record. Lineage: Eukaryota; Metazoa; Mollusca; Bivalvia; Ostreida; Ostreidae.
UUAAAUGUGACUGUUCUCCGGACUGUGAUGACGGGAGCGAUGAGACGGAUGGGUACGCCGGAUGUACCAACGCAGCAGAGUGUGAACUGAGAAAUGGAGCAGCUUUUUUAUAGUCAGAUCGUGCAAAGAUUUCUGAAGAAAACAAUGGUUUUCUACAGGAUCGGACAUCUGACUAUUUUGGUCGUCUCAAUACUUAUUCACGAACACAGGGUGUCUGCCGUGACCUGUAGUUCUGGAUGGACCAAGUAUGGAGAGAAUUGUUACCGACUGUACACAACCAAAAGACCCUGGAUGGACGCCCUUAAGGCCUGUCAGUCCGUGGGGAGCAGCUUAGUGGAUGUCGGAUCUGACGGCGAACAAACUUUUGUACACAAUCUCGCUAGCGGUAACGAGUUCUGGAUCAGUGGUUCGGAUGCGUCCACAGAGGGACAGUGGCUAUGGUACGGUAGCAUCCAGUCCUGGACUUAUACCAAGUGGAACUCAGGCGAGCCAAAUGACUCCGGCGGAGAGGAUUGUGCCAGUCUUCUCAGUGACGGGAAAUGGAACGACUACCCCUGUUCACGUGACAUGGCGUACAUUUGUGAACAAACGACUGCUCUGGAUUCCUGCGAUUCCACCUGGAGUUUUAGGAAUGGAAAAUGCUAUAAACUGUUCACAUCUACGGCCACGUGGUCCAACGCUCUGAAGACUUGCCAGGCCAACUCAGCUAACCUGUUGAACGUCGAAGAUUCCUCCGAAAUGUCUUACGUGAGAGGUCUAAUGAACGGGCAGGACAUGUGGAUGGGAGGGUUUGACGGACCCAAGGAGGGAUCGUGGGCGUGGUCUGGGGGUACCUUCUCCUGGAGCUACACCAACUGGAAAUCUGGCGAGCCUAAUAAUUCGGGAGAUGAAGAUUGUGCUCUGAUUUACGCUAGCGAUGGUCAGUGGAACGACGGAAAAUGUAGCGCAUCUUUACAAUUUAUGUGCAAGAAGAACACGCCUCCAAUAAAUGGCGGUUGGUCCAGUUAUGGAUCAUACGGAUCUUGCUCUAAAACCUGCGGAAGUGGAACCCAAACCAGGUCAAGAACAUGUACAAACCCCGCCCCACAGUGGGGAGGGGAUCAAUGUGCUGGAUCCGCCACAGACUCCCAAUCUUGUAACACACAGGCUUGCCCAAUUGACGGUAAUUGGGGAAGCUGGGGAAACUGGGACACGUGCACGGUGACUUGUGGCGGGGGAACCCAAGGGAGAACUCGCACCUGCUCCAACCCCGCCCCUCAGUACGGAGGGGCAAGCUGUUCUGGAUCCUCAACCAGUUCUCAAACCUGCAACACGAACCCUUGUCCAAUUGACGGUAGUUGGGCAACCUGGGGUAGCUGGGGAACGUGCACAGUGACGUGUGGGGGAGGGACCCAGAACCGCUCAAGAACCUGUUCUAACCCUACGCCGCAGUACGGAGGGGCUGAUUGCACCGGACCGGAUCAAAGCACACAAGACUGCAACACUCAAGUCUGCAUAAUUGAUGGAGCAUGGGGCGCUUGGGGACAGUGGGGUACUUGCAGUGUCACGUGUGGCGGAGGUCAAAAGUCACGAACCAGAAUUUGUGAUAAUCCAAAACCGGAGAACGGCGGAAAGGAUUGUCCCGGAACUUCGGGAGAUUAUGGAGAUUGUAACACUGAUGCCUGUCCAACCGUAGCAGCUGGCCAGUAUGCGCAGUUGUGUCCCACGGGAUUUUUCACGUGUCAGUCUGGCAGUAUGUCUUGUAUCCAGGAAAGCUUUAAAUGUGACUGCAACUCAGAUUGUGAUGACGGAAGUGACGAAACAGAGGGUUACGCCGGAUGUACAAAUACGGCAAUUUGUCUGGCUCAAAAUGGAGCAGGUGUUGAUAUUGCCUCUGUUGUCGUCAUCAUGACGUCAUUGAUUACUGCUCUCUUACUGAUGAAUUAUCGUUAAAGGAUCAAAUCAAAUCAAUGUCAAUAUUGUAUUGAAUUUCAUUCAUGUCUUUGUUAGAUUGUUGUAGACUUUGGAGCUAAAUUAUUCGAUUGUUGUGUUGUCAAUCAAAGGUA